Nymphalis io (European peacock) is the source of this 825-nucleotide messenger RNA. RefSeq lists its product as uncharacterized. The coding region runs from base 89 to 760 and encodes 223 amino acids. The record is from RefSeq and is a predicted model, not a curated record. NCBI's taxonomy places the organism in Eukaryota, Metazoa, Arthropoda, Insecta, Lepidoptera, Nymphalidae. The transcript is spliced from 3 exons.
CUGAUAUAUCGCGUUAUCAGUUUUACCAAACGAUACUUGUGAUUAAACUGUGUGGACAAUUUCAUCCCGUUCAGAAAUAAACAUUAAGAUGCUGUGGCAGAUCUUGUCAAUAGCUGGUCUCGUGGUGUCUGUCUCUAGUCACGGUCGUGUGGCGUUCCCACCCUCGAGGGCUUCUAUGUGGCGUAAUGGGUACCCUACACCACACAACUACGAUGACACUGGCCUAUUUUGUGGAGGCUUCGAUCGUCAAUACUCAAUAAAUGGUGGAAAGUGCGGCAUUUGCGGAGACGCGUUUGACUUAAAAGAACCGAGACCUCAUGAAAUUGGUGGCAAAUAUGGCUUAGGUAUUAUUGUCGCUGAGUACGAAGCCGGUCAAGUGUUCGAAGCAACCGUUGAAAUCACCGCUUACCAUCGUGGCUACUGGUACUUCAAGAUUUGCCCUGACCCGAACACAAACGAACAGUCCUGUUUCGAUCAAUACCUGCUUGAACUAGAAGAUGGAGGAACAAAAUACUACCCUCCCAGUGUAGGCAAAUUUGCAGUGAACUACCGACUACCUAAAGACUUAGUUUGCGACCAUUGUGUCCUCCAGUGGAGAUAUGUAGCUGGUAACAAUUGGGGCGUCUGCCCAAAUGGUACUUCGGGACUAGGUUGUGGAAACCAGGAAACGUUUGGCGCUUGUUCUGAUAUUAAAAUCACAACACCUAUAGUUGUGGGCGAGGUGGGCCCGAUACCUGUGGAAUUGGACGAUCAAUCUUAAAUAAACUGCUGCAAAGACAUCUUUACAAUAUCAGUAUAUUCGUUAAGUCAUGGAACUUUUAGGAA